Scomber scombrus (Atlantic mackerel) is the source of this 2207-nucleotide messenger RNA. RefSeq names its product cysteine-rich protein 2 (gene crip2). Lineage: Eukaryota; Metazoa; Chordata; Actinopteri; Scombriformes; Scombridae. The transcript has 8 exons. The record is from RefSeq and is a predicted model, not a curated record. Bases 111 to 728 code for a protein of 205 amino acids.
CUUGCUGUGGAGAAAGGACGAAGAGAAAGAGAGAAAGAGAGAGUGGACGCCGCUCCAGACAAACAAAAUAACACGUACAUUUUCAAUCGACCCCAGAAAACAUCGCAAACAUGGCUUCAAAGUGCCCCAAGUGUGACAAGACGGUGUAUUUCGCUGAGAAGGUGUCAUCGCUGGGAAAGGACUGGCACAAGAUGUGCCUUAAGUGUGACCGCUGCAACAAGCUGCUCAACGCCGGAGGCCACGCUGAGCACGAUGGAAGACCCUACUGCCACAAACCGUGCUAUGCUGCCCUCUUUGGGCCAAAAGGUGUGAACAUCGGUGGAGCCGGUUCAUAUGUGUAUGAUACUCCAGCCAACAACAACGCACCUUCUACUGGUGUGGAUUCAGCCCCCAAAGCCGAGGAAAAGAAAACAUGGCAACCCAAGGCACCAUCAAAAGCUGGCAGCAUCACCACUUUUUCCGGAGAAGCCAACCUGUGUCCCAAAUGCAACAAGAAGGUGUAUUUUGCUGAAAAGGUGACAUCACUGGGCAAGGACUGGCAUCGGCCCUGCCUGCGCUGUGAGAGGUGCAGCAAGACUUUGGCAGCUGGCAGUCAUGCAGAGCAUGAUGGUCAUCCCUACUGCCACAAACCCUGCUAUGCUGUUCUCUUCGGGCCCAAAGGCGUGAACACUGGUGGUGUGGGCAGCUACAUCUAUGACAAGGAGCCCAGUGCAGUUACCGAGCCUUGAACCUUUUGUCCCCCCAGCCUCAUCCCUCUCUACACAACACUGACCAUCAGCCACAGUAUUACUUGUAGACUUUUCUCUCUCCAUCCCUCCUGUAUGUUCACACCUGAGACAACCAGCCUUCUGCUCCAGAUCCUCUCCUCAGUCUCUGCUCUUCUCCUUUAUUCUGACCCGCUCCCAGAAGCCCCCGGAUCAGAUUUAGCGCCAUGAGGAAUGAUUCAUUGAUUACAAAUGCUGCCGAGACAUGUGUUAUAUGUAUUUGUUCCAGGAGAGCCCUCAACACAAGCACACAAAGUUGUUGUUCUGCAUCCAGCAUUCCCACAUGAUUGCUAUAAGUUAUUGCACACCAUGCAUUUAAAUUAUUCCAAUGUUUUUGCCAUAUUUACACAUUUAUAAAUGUAUGCGAACACAUUACAAGUCACCACAGUUAAAAAAUGAAGUCUUAUAUUUCAAUUUUCAAACCCAAGAUUGAAAGAUGUCAAGCUUUGAGAUGAUGUAUCAGUAUGAUUUAAACAAACAAAAAAGAUGGAUAGUGAUCCUCAGGUGUGGAAAGCUGCAUUGGUGGUAGAGUUGCGUUGACCGUAAUGUGCUGACAGCCAGAGGAAUUUCAUUUCGAAGGCUGCUGCUCUCACAGGUGGUGCUCAGGAGCAUAUUGCCAAUAAAUCUGUAUUUUUUCAAAUGCCAUAUUUAAAGUUUGGCUGCCUGACAACAUUCCUUAUGUUUAAAAAUCCUGUCCAACAUAUUGUGUAAAGAUCAUUGCAGGUGGGACAACGGAUCUCAGAGGCAACUGUUACAUGACUUUCAGCACAUCCAUGAGGCUGUAUUAAAAAAAACAUUGUUUUACUUUUGAGUAUUAUAAGUUAAUAACCUGUUUUACAUCCAAAUCUGGAUAAUAUUAAAAUAUGUGUCUAAUAAAUAACACAAACUUGUCCCAGUUGUUAUAAGUAAUAUUUUUCAGGCUGAAUCAUUCUAAGAGGCAGAAUGUGGGUGAAGAUUUGGGAAGGGAGGGCUCUGAUUUGCCAGGGGUCAGACAUGUAUUUAUUACUCUUUUUAAUGAAUUAAAGUCCUUUAAAUUUUCAUUAGCCAUUAUACUGACAGAUUAUGAAUGAGGUAAAGAAAAAAAGAAAGGCGAUGUAAGCUGUAUAAUUCUCUAUGGUGAAGAUUUUUAUCAUUUUUUUCAAAUAAAUAACCCUGCUGUUAUUUUCCAAGAGACGACACGCUAUUUUAAGUAUUAUAUUGUUUUUGCCAUUAGCAAAUACAGUAGCUUAGCUUGUAGAAACAGAUGAGACACUGCGGACAAGUCAUUCUGUGAGAAUGUGCAUUCUAGUAUUAAUGUAAAACUGUUACUGUGUUUGUUUAUUAUCUAUUGUACAUCGUAGGGCUGUAGACACGGCAGGGCUCACUGUAGAACUGAAACUCUGCACUUCAACCCUGCUGCAUUUGUCUUUUUAAUCCCAUGAAUAAAUCUUUUAGAAACUCUUU